Messenger RNA from Ostrea edulis (European flat oyster), 1048 nucleotides. RefSeq lists its product as uncharacterized. Gene Ontology annotation, molecular function: acyltransferase activity, transferring groups other than amino-acyl groups. Lineage: Eukaryota; Metazoa; Mollusca; Bivalvia; Ostreida; Ostreidae. The transcript has 2 exons. Bases 95 to 700 code for a protein of 201 amino acids. The record is from RefSeq and is a predicted model, not a curated record.
AACCGUAAUUGACCACACAUUAAGUUCACAGCUUAUUGAAUUCAUCACUUGCAUAAACCACUUCUGAAUUAUAGGAAGUGCGGAGAUUGCCAAAAUGUUGCUUAACGAGGAAGUCGGUAAUUUCAUCGCUAAAGAAAUGCCAUGGAUAAGUUGUCUCCCGAUGGUGACCACGCUGAUUAACGGUCGCCAUGUCAUUAUCGACUACAUGACAGAACAGCAGCUUACAGAAACCUACUGUAUGAUACAAGAGGCCGCCCAACAUGGGGACGGAUAUGGCAUCGACGAAUUCGAUUCUGAAAAAGACUUCCGCCGCGACAUAGAGGGAAGUGACUGUUUUGCAGUGACAUGCAAAGAAAAUGGUGAACUAUUAGCUGGUUUCAUAUUGGCCGUGAGUAAGUUCUAUCGGGGAGUAAGUGCAGUGGUCGAUCCGUUUAUUAUGGUGAAGCGUUCUGAAAGGAAACAGAAACUAGGUGAAUUUUGUAUGAGAAAGGCUAUUGACUUUUCUAAGAACCUUGGAUAUAUCGGGAUGUAUGUGGAUACAUUUUCCAACAACGUAGCCGUGCAGAAAAUUAUUGAGAAGAUCGGAGAUUUUCAGAAAGUGGGAUUCCUUCCUUUGGGUGGCAAACUUUACAAUGGACAGUUAGUAGGUUCAGUUAUAUACUACCGGAAUCUACAAACGAAUUCAACAAACGAUACGUGAAUCCCUUUUCUUAUAUUCUUCAUACGAUCUGAUGUCCAAUUAGGUCAGUAGGUGGAAGAGCCUUUUGUGACCAGUGACCAGUUUUUGCCCGCUUUUGUAACAGAAUUGCAAGACGGACAUUUAGAGUUGGUCCCCACUCCAGUGGUGCUCCAGUACAGGACAAUAUUGUGCCUUAUAUUCCACUGAAAACUACUCACAUUCCGACUGUCUACAACGACCACAUAUACUGAAUAAUUACAUAUCGUGAUAUGUAUGCUGUGAUAAAGACAUUUACCUACAACAUUAUCUGUAGUUGUGUAUGAUUUAUAUGUAUUUUACAUCAAUAUCAUUAAAAGUCAUAGUAUAGAA